This is a messenger RNA of Ostrea edulis (European flat oyster), 4514 nucleotides long. RefSeq lists its product as uncharacterized. The record is from RefSeq and is a predicted model, not a curated record. Gene Ontology annotation, biological process: mitophagy by internal vacuole formation; mitochondrial protein catabolic process. The transcript has 8 exons. Lineage: Eukaryota; Metazoa; Mollusca; Bivalvia; Ostreida; Ostreidae. Gene Ontology annotation, cellular component: mitochondrial outer membrane. Bases 1623 to 2825 code for a protein of 400 amino acids.
ACUUAGUACAUGUUUCACACGAGUACUUAGAGUCUUUGUGGUUUCUGUUUACUUAUCAUAACCAUUCUGUAUGUUUAAUCCUUAAUUAGAAUAAAGGGAAUUUAUUUUGAUGGGUAUAAUUUUGUACUAGCUGGUUUUGAUAAUUCGUACCCUUAGGGAAGUUUACCAGUAUUCAACAGCCCAGCGAUGGUCUACGCCAUUGUGCCCAGUGUCAGGACAACCAGGUACGGGCUGCAAUCCUUUAGGUCCAGUGCUCCUAAGAUCUGGAACUCUUUACCAAAUGAAGCUAGGCAUCUUACCACCUUAAGUCAAUUUAAAAGUUUUAUUUCCACUUGGUCUGGCCCCACAUGUAAUUGUAAAUCAUGCAGAUCUUAGGUCCAGUGUACGGAGCUUUAUAUGUUGCUUCUGCUCUUUUUGUCUAUGCAGCGUUUAUGUGGUGUGUUUGCAUGGCUCAAUAGACCUUUCUUUUCUAGUUUAUUAUUUUUUAGUUAAUUCCAUCAGCAAUGAAUUUUUGAAUAUCUAUACGAUUAAUUUACUACCAUUAUUGAUUUUAAUUAUAUUUAAAUUAUUUUCAAAAUUCUUAUACUAUUUAUCCAGCUUUCUACUUGAAACAGCUUACACUUUUCGCAAUAUUAGCAACAAACAUUGCUAAUUGGCUUGAAUUUUAAUGAUGUUUUUUAUAUACAUAUACUCUUGCUUGUAGUAUUUUAUUUCUUCCUCUUAAUCUUAUGCUUUCGUAUCUGUAUAUUCUUGCAUGAAAUGUUUUUCUUUUAUUUUGUCUUCUUUUGUUAAUCUGUGAUAUGUCUGUGUAUAUGUGUACAUGCAUGCUAUGUGUCUUUGUCCUUGAUAUACAUGUUUGUGAUAGUCGGUUAAAAAGCUCUACAGAGCUUGUGUUUGAUAUGUUGAAUGUAUAUAGAGCCGAUUUUAGAUAAAAUUUACUUUACUUUACUUUUAGUGAGGACUUUCUUCCGGGCAUGAUAGAAUUAUAAUAUGAUAUAAUUUCUGCGUAUGAUAAAUGAGCUACCAACAGAAGUGUGCUGAUAGGGAAUUAUAAAACUGUCCUUGCCUCUUUUAUUUCAAAUGACGAGUUAGAUUUCUGGAUGUGUCGUUUUGUGAACGAAACCUGAAAACAAGAUGGUGAGUACUCAUUCAUGCUAUUUUAAUGAAGUGUUAGUGAUGGAGCAUAACAGAGACUGAGAGAGCAUGAUUUGUAUUUAUUAUCUCAUCUCCUGUUUCUGCUGGUUCCCACCAACAUUAUUUGCUUUUUUUUUUAAAUUCAAUGUUUACUAAAUCAUUGGAACAUCAUGUUCAGAGGGCAUUUCACCCUGACCCUGAUUACUACUAAUCAAUGAUAAUUAUUGGUUUAAUAAUUAUGGUAGGGUUACUAAACCGUAAAGCUUGGCCUAGGGGUGUACUAAGUGAUUUGGUAAAGGGGAAAAUCUUUUGUGUGAAACAGAUACUAAGAACAGUUUUUUGACACCAUUCAUCGACAGGAUCAACUCAAUGCCUGGACAGGGGACGCUAUCUUGAAUCGUCCAGUCACUUCUUCCCCAGACGUCAAGCAAUACAGUAGAAAAAUUACCUUCUCCCGUCCUGUUUCCAGAAAGACACGGGUUGUUGAUAUGGGAAAUGGUGUUAGUAACAAUCCGGGUGCGCUGGCAGAGAAAUCUGAUAAACGUCAGAUAACCAAACAUGGCUACCAACAACUUUGUGACCUUUUGGGCGACUAUAGGGACAGAAAAACACCCUUAUCGGUGGACGACAUUGCAGCUCUCCAGGGAUUUCUCCCUACUACCCAGCAGGGUGAAUAUUCACAAGCAAGAGAGAGUUUAACAGCAAUGAAAAGAGAGCUUUCAAGUCUUCAGAAACAGCGCCAGGAUAUCUUAAACAGGAUAUCGGAAGUAGCAGGUGCCCGUUUGAAAUCCAAUAAUCCUGCUAUAGCGGACCUGAGUGACCAAAAUCGACCUAGUAAGUUGGCAGAAAAAUUCUCCGAACUUUAUGACAACGAAUGGACAGACGCGGCAGAAGAAAUGAAGAAGGUGAUGAAAUUUACCAAGGAAGAAGAUAGAGAUAUUGGUGCCAUCAAGUUCCUGUUUGACUUCACAAAGGCUACGUAUGAUCUGUGUAGGAAGAAGACAGAAGAGCAAUUAAGACAGGUCCAGAGCGCUGUUUGUUUUCACAAUGACUCUCGGGACUUGUCAGUGGAACUGGAUAGAAAAUGUCGGGAUUUGAUCCGGGAGCACUGCGAGGUUUCUCUCUGUCAAGCUGUAGAGGUACUUCCAGCUGAUGUUAUUAAAAGUUUGCCAAUCUCUGAAGAACUUAAACUUAGUAUGGACCAACUGAAAAACGGCACACACACCAUGGUCUUCUUUAAACUGUGUACACGCCUUUGUUGGAUGAUGGCACUUCAAGAUCCGCCUAUCUGUAUGGUUACAAACACCGACUCCACGGAGAUAUACCGAGCAUACACGAGGUCUGGUGACGUCAUAGAGUAUGUCGUAUGGCCAAGUCUUUUGUUACAUGAAGAUGGACCUCUUCUUUACAAAGGAGUCGCUCAGUUCAGGAGAAAAAGUGCCGCUAAUCCACAGGUCACGACUGAAGCCAAGCCUUCCAGUGACAGCCGUGAACAUGAAACCCCUUCCAUUGAAUCAUCUUCAGAUUAUGAAAAUGUUAAUUUUGUAGAAAAGGACACAAAUUCUAACAAUAUUAGAGGUACUGUGAAUAUCAACAUGAAGAGCGAAGGGGGAGAGUCACCGAGUCAGACGCAAAAAGGAAAGUAUAGAUACGUAAUAACAGUCGGUAAAAUAUCAAACGACGAAGUGUGAUCAGAGACAAUGGAUGUAUUAUCCUAUCCUUAUAUCAUUAUGAAUGUACUCGAAAUAUUGUCAAACUGAAAACCGGUUGGACUGCAUAUGCAUUGUACUUUUGUUUUGUCAAAAUUUCUGGGGUAACUUGUCCCUUCCUCCGGAGAAUUCAACUAAAUUACCCACAGCAAUAAUUCUCUAUGUUUGACACCAUAUGCGGAAAAAGAGUGUAUUAUACAAGACAUAACUCACACGCGCGCACGCGAGCCCAAACAUGGCAUAAGGAGAAUUGCACAUACAACAGGCGCGUAGCCAAAAAGAAAAUGAAGUGUACGUUGUUUUCGACUGGUAUACAUGGUAAAUGUUACUGAUGCAUGUAGCAUAAUAUUCUAUUCUGUCUACUACAUGUACCAAUAUGAUAUAUUCGACAGGAUGUUAAUGAUUUGAAGGACUUUAGAUUUGAUUGCAUGGACAUUAUGAUGUUGAUUAAAUUAUAAACUGGGACUAUAUAAUGCAGUUAUUUUUAGGCACAAAUAUUUUAAAGGCAAAUCUCUCUCUCUCUCUCUCUCUCUCUCUCUCUCUCUCUCUCAUAUCUCUCUCUCUCUCUUGAUGUGUACGCAGUUGCGUACUUGUAUAUAGGCAGCUACCGCCUGUACAAAGAAAGAAAACCAAAAGAGACAAUAUGACAUACAUAUGUAUGUAUAUCGUUUUGGAGAAAAUUGUACAUUCUACAAUUGCUAGAGGGACAAUGUUAUACAAAUCUAGAUUUAUAUUCGAAAACCUUAAAAUUCGAUAAUCUUGAUAUUUAUAUGCAAAAUAUUUUUAUUCUUGAUUUAUAUUCAAUAAAUAUUUCAUUUAUAUAGUAUUCGAUAAUCUUAUCUAUAUUUGAUUAUUUUGUUAUCCAUAUUCCAUAAAUCUUGAUUUAUAUUCGAUAAUCUUGUUAAUUUAGAUUAUCAAAUCUAAAUCAAGAUUUGUUGAGCAUAGAUAAAAGAAUUACCGCAUAUAAAUCAAAAGUUUGGCAUAUAGAUAUUAAGGCUAUCGAAUAUAAAUAACAAGGUUAUCGAAUAUGUAUCAAGCUUUAUCGCAUAUAAAUAAAAUUUUCAGCAUAUAUAAAUCAAGAUUAUCGAAUAUGGAUCAAAAUUUUUGCAUAUAAAUAUAAAAAUUGUCGAAUAUAAAUAAAAGAUUUUGCGUAUAGAUAUCAAGAUUAUCGAAUAGAUAUCAAGAUUUUCACGCAUGUAAAACGUAAUAUUAUUCAAAUUUUUAAUUUAUUUGCGAAAAUCUUUAUUAUAUUCGAUAAUCUUACUAUUCAUAUUCGAUAAAUCUUGAUUUUUAUUCAAUAAUCUUGAAAUAUAGAUGCGAAAAUUUUAUUUGUAUGGGGAUAAAUUUUGAUUUAUAUUCAAUAAUAUUGAAAUUUAUAUUCGAUAAAUUUUGAUUUAUAUGCGAUAAAUUUUGAUUUAUAUUUGAUACCCUUGUUAUUUAUAUUCGAUAACCUCAUUAUGUAUAUUCGAUAAUCUUGAUAUUUAUAUUCGAUAAAUUUUGAUUUAUGUUCAAUAAUCAUUUUCGAUCAAUCUUGAUGUAUAUUCAAUAAUCCUGAUAUUUAUAUUCGAUAAAUUUUGAUUUAUAUUCAAUGAUCUUGAUAUUUAUAUGCGAUAAAUAUAUUUAUUUUUAUGCGAUAAAUUUUGAAAUAUAUUCAAUAAAUCUUGAUUAUGU